Molecule: messenger RNA, 1096 nt
Organism: Manis javanica (Malayan pangolin)
Lineage: Eukaryota; Metazoa; Chordata; Mammalia; Pholidota; Manidae
Gene: TNFSF9
Product: TNF superfamily member 9
Biological process (GO): positive regulation of cytotoxic T cell differentiation; immune response; positive regulation of activated T cell proliferation
Cellular component (GO): plasma membrane
Molecular function (GO): tumor necrosis factor receptor binding
Source: RefSeq, a predicted model, not a curated record
AUGCCCGCUACGUCCGACGCCGGCUCGGACCCCGAGGCCGCGCGGCCGCCCGCGACGUCCGCCCGCGCCUGCCACCCGCUGCCCUGGGCCCUGAGCGCCGCGCUGCUGCUGCUCGCCGCCGCCUGCGCCUACUGCGCGCUCCGCGCCUGGGCCCCCGGCGCGCCCGGCCCUGGCCCCCCGCCCGACGCCCAGCCCCCCGCCAGCCUGGAGCUCCCGCCCGACGCCGGCGCUCGCCUCCCGGCCGCCUCGCAGGGAGUGUUCGCGCAGCUGGUGGCCCGGGAGGUACUGCUGACCGAGGGGCUCCUGAGCUGGCACAGUGACCCGGGCCUGACAGGCGUGUCCCUGGCGCCGGGCCUGAGCUACGACAAACACACGCAGCAGCUGCUGGUGUCCGAGCCUGGCAUCUACUAUGUCUUCUUGCGCCUGGGACUGCGGCGUGUGGUGGCCGGUUCCGGCUCUGCCUCCGGCUCUGUCUCGGUCACCCUGCACCUGCAGCCGCCAAACUCCGGGACCGCUGCCCUGGCUGUGACCUUGGACCUACCACCUCCAUCCUCGGAGGCCCUGGACUCUGCUGCCGGUUUCCAGGGUGGCCUGCUGUACCUGGGUGCAGGCCAGCGCCUGAGCGUCCACCUGAGCACCGGGCCUGGGACGCACUCUGCCUGGCAGCUGGCACAGGGCGCCACAGUGCUAGGCCUCUUCCGAGUGGGAAGUCCUCACUGAAUGCCCGUCCCCCCAGUGACAGACUGAAUCUUGCCUUCCUUGGUUGGGGCCCCUUUGAUGGCUCCCUCUCUUCUACCUCACCUGGCUGGGCAAGGGGUCCCCGCUGCUGACUCCCUCCUGGAAGACUCUCCAGUUACUCUUUCACUCCUGCCUCAAGCCGAACUCUUGGUAUUUAUUCUGAGCCUGAGCUCAAAAGUGUAGUUUAUAUUAAUCAAGUCAGUUUAUAUUUAUUGAGCAUCUGCUACAUGCUAGGCACUGUGCAGGGCUAGACAAACAUCAGCAAACCAAACAGACCCCCCGCUCCCAAAUCCUUAUUUAUAUUAAUAUAUGAAAUAAAGACUCACCCCCAGCCCCCUUGUGCUAUUCAUGGGGCUAG